This is a messenger RNA of Monoraphidium neglectum, 684 nucleotides long. RefSeq lists its product as hypothetical. The transcript is spliced from 2 exons. The record is from RefSeq and is a predicted model, not a curated record. Bases 1 to 684 code for a protein of 227 amino acids. Lineage: Eukaryota; Viridiplantae; Chlorophyta; Chlorophyceae; Sphaeropleales; Selenastraceae.
AUGGAUUGGAGCCAAAUCAAGGAUCUCGAGUGCACCACCGACCGCUGGGCCGCGCCAGUGGAGACCGACGACCCGCUGAUGGCGCGUGUGCGGCCGCUGCUGGCAGGCACCCAGCUUGAGGAAGAGGCCCUGCGCUGCGCCUACUCCGCCAACGAAGACGGCUGGUCCGCCGCCGCCUUCCACGAGCGCGUCGACGGCUACGGCGCCGCCCUUGUCGUCGCCCGCACCCAAGGCGGCGCGGUCGUCGGCGGCUACAACCCCCUCGGCUUCGACGGCUACGGCCCCAAGGCCACCCUCGGCGCCUUCCUGUUCACGUGGCCCGACGGGGACCUGUCGCGGCUGCCUUUCAAACUCCCGAAGAUCUCGAGCGAUCAGAUGGCGGUCGUCGACGGCCUCGACAACGGGAUCCAGUUUGGGCCGGGAGAUCUGAAGAUCCUGCUGCAGCGCGGCGCGCCGAAACAGGCCAAGUGCAAGCUGAUCGACUACCAGCGCCUGCCAGGGGCCGUCAAGAACCUGUUCAACCGCGCGGCGGGGGAGGGGCAGACCACGGAGUUGGUGGAGCUGAGGGUGUUUGUGAGGAAGGGGGGCAAGCUCAAGUACGAGCUAGAUGGGCUGAGGUGGAAGAGCAGCUUGUCGGACGACGGCAGCGGGGAGGGGCCCCCGCCUGGGGUAUUCUCCAUGUGA